Molecule: messenger RNA, 2853 nt
Organism: Stylonychia lemnae
Lineage: Eukaryota; Ciliophora; Spirotrichea; Sporadotrichida; Oxytrichidae
Source: the annotation of a GenBank genome assembly
AUGCUUCCUUAGAUUAAUUCAUGUCUCGUAGUUGGUUAAACUUCCUUCAGAGGAAAUGAAUCCCCAUUCCUUCAAAGAAUGAAGUAUAUUGAGCCUCGAGGUAGAUCUUUUGCUCCUUUGGAGAUUAAUAUAAAAAGUAAUGAGGGGCUUUUAUAAGAUGACUAAAACAGAUUAACUCAGCUAGUUACAAAAUUUGAAUAACGAAGAUUAAGAUCACUCAUUAAAGAGCCUAGUGAUAAGGAGGACACCGGAUUCUACUCAAAAAUACAAGGAUAUCAAGCUAAACCAAAAGUUUAUAAUAAAAGAAAUUAUGAUUUCUUAGCUGCAACAUUAAAAUAGAAUUCAAUUCAGAAAACUUUAGCAUAUACAAUUGAGCUAGAUGAUGACAAGAAUGAUAUAUCACCAAUAGAUGAUUAAGUACUCUCAACUAAUACAGACAGUCUAAGACCAGUUACGAAUGUAAAAGAAAAAGAAAAACUCCAAAAUAUGAUUAAGUAGAGUAAAUUUCUAAUGACUCCACUUGAGCUUAAGCAAUUGAAAGACACUAUUAGAAUUUCAUAGUAAGGAAUCCAACUCAUGUAAGAUAGUCAGUUUAAUGAUACUAACAUAACCAAGAACUACAAUACAUCCAAUGGCUUUUUUUCCUCAAGAAGACGCUAAACUUUCUUGUCUCAUAAACCCUCGCUAGUUCAAUAAAAGAGUAAUGUCUAAAUACCAAAGUUAUCUCCUAGAUUAAAAGAUCUUUAUAAUUCACAUUCUCAGGAACUUAAAUAGAUAUUAAUGAAUAAGCUAAACUCAAGUUCAGUCAGAGAUCUUUAAAUGACUAAACUUACACAAUAGGUGGAUGAGAACUAAACUUAAGAUUUAGCAGAUAUUAUUGACGAAUAGUAUGACGAGACUAGCAGCAUUAUAAAUCAUCAAGACUAAAAUAAAACAGAGAUUAAUCUUGCUAGAGAGCAAAUCCUGAAUCCAUAUAACAACAUAUACUCCUUUAACAUUGACACAAUAAAUGAUAAAAUCUACUUUUAAAGAGUCGAAAAAGAAACUUCUAAGGGAAGAGAUGGUUCAAAUCCAAGAUAAAGUGAUGGCUAGGGCGGAUUUGCUAAUCUUACCUCCUAGGGCUUUAUCCAAGAUUAUGAUAAACCUAACAAUGAAAAUCAGAAAUAUAUGCCAGGUCAAUAAACUAUAAUGGGUCUUCCUGAGAAUCUGAAUGAAAUUUAUCCACAAAUUAAAUCUCCAUAAACCACUAAAAAGGAAGAAAUAAAAGAUAAAGAUAUUGAGCUCCACUAUAGGCUUAAGCAAAAAUUCUCAGGUUCAGUAGAUAUGGCAAUAAAUUAGCUUGAUAUUUAGUAUUUAGACGAGAAUCUUGAAAACAGAAAGAAAGAAGAAGCAAAGAAAUUUAUUGGAGGUAGAAAGAUGAAAAUCAAAAUUCCAUAAUAAGAUGAAUCGAAGUAACAAGCUAAAGAUUUGAUAGAUGAAUAUGCUUACAUUAAGGAUGAACAGUCAGCAGGGAGAGCUUUGGAGGGAAUAUGGAUGAGUUAUACGGGGGAAGGUUAAUUCCCUUCGUCAAGAGAAGGUGCAGGUGCAGUAGCUAUUGAUGAUAAAAUAUAUCUUCUCUUUGGAUUUUAAAAUUCUAUCUUCGAUGAUGUAAGAGUAAUGGAUACAAGAACUUUAAAGUGGGAAAACUUAACUAACUCUCUGACAGGGUAAAAACCAGACAAAAGAUUCAACUUUAGCUAUGGAAAGUAUAAGAAUAAUAUAGUAUUAUAUGGAGGUGCUUCAAACUACCUGAGCAGGAUCAAAUAAAGGGAGACAUUUAAUGACAUUUGGAUGCUAAGCCCUAGAACUGAGGAUACAAUAUCUAAAUAAUCUUAAUGGAUAUAAUUGCCGUCAGUGGAACAUACCCCUCAGAGAUCAAUGAUGCAUGAUGGAGAUGUUUAUGGCAGUUAAUUUGUUAUCUUUGGUGGUAUGACUAAAGAAAAGACAGUGAUAGAUCAAAUGUUAAUUUACGAUCUUGAAGCGCUAACUUGGGUGAGUGCAGUUUAAAAUAAGAAAAAUCCAGGCAUUACGCUAGGCCCUAAAUUUAUGCACAGUCUUACAGCAGUUAUUUAUGAUAAACCUCAAAAAUCAAUACCUUAGCAAGUUUCUGAAAUGGACUCUGAAUUUGAAAUGAAAUCUUACUAUUAGACAAAGUCUAACUUUAAUAAUACUACAGUUGCGACAUCCUCAAGCUAGAUUUACUCCAGAAUCAUGUGGGUAGAGUGCCUUAAAAAUGAUAAAAAUGGAAUUUCAGGAUUGUAUUUAUUUGGUGGAAUGGAUCAUCUCGGAGAAGUAAGCAAUGAAGUUUGGCAUAUCAAACCUUCUUAUCAUAAAAAUUUGGAUAAUCUUUAACCUAAUACCUUUGAAUUCAGAGAAAAUUUUGAAAAGAAAUUAUUCUAUGAUGUUUAAAAAGUAGAAACAUAAGGCAGGCCCCCACUUCCAAGAUAUUAACAUAAGACAGUAUUUUUCUAAGGGAAAUAUCUUUUAAUACACGGAGGGAGAAAUAACAAGGAAGCAUAUGAUCAGACAAGAAAUGUUGCAUUGAAUGAUAUGGCUUUAUUAGACCUAGAAAGAAAAACCUGGUGUGUUAUUUCCAUGCUUGGGGAUAUCCCAGUUAGUAGAUGGAAUCAUAAUUUGGUAGUUGUAGAAUCUGAUAAGUUAUUUAUGUUUGGAGGUCAAAAUCUUCUCAGCUUCUGUAAAGCUACUGUCAGUUGUUUCUUUACAGAUAAGAAAAAAGUUAGUAGAGAGGUACAGAGACUACAUUAAGAAAAUGAAGAAAACAAAAUUGAACUCAAGAAGUAUAAAUUCGUUUGA